Molecule: messenger RNA, 1783 nt
Organism: Corythoichthys intestinalis (scribbled pipefish)
Lineage: Eukaryota; Metazoa; Chordata; Actinopteri; Syngnathiformes; Syngnathidae
Product: general transcription factor II-I repeat domain-containing protein 2-like
Exons: 2
Coding region: 1-1440 (479 amino acids)
Molecular function (GO): protein dimerization activity
Source: RefSeq, a predicted model, not a curated record
AUGGCAGAAAAUAUCACAAAACAGCAAAUCAAAGACAUCAAUUCAGCAGCAGCGUACUCAAUCGCCUGUGAUGAGUCCAAAGACAAAACGGACAUUGAACAAAUAGCGCUGUUCUUCCGAUAUGUGAAUUCUGCUGGACCACAGGAAGAAAUGGUUGAGCUGAUACCACUAAAAUGCCAGACACGGGGGGAGGACAUCUGUGAGGCUGUGCUUGAUUGUUUACGAGCCAAAGAAAUAAAAACAACCCACCUCGUGUCGGUGGCUACCGAUGGGGCACCGAGUAUGACUGGAGCGCACAGGGGCUUUGUGGCUUUGCUGCAGAAAUCACUGGAUAGAAAGCUGCUGACUUUUCAUUGCAUCCUGCACCAAGAGGCAUUGUGCGCGCAAAGUUUUCCUCCAGAAUGCACAGAGGUCAUGAAUGUUGUUAUUCAGAUUGUCAAUAAAAUAAUGGCAAAAGGUUUAAAUCACCGCCAGUUCCGUUCAUUACUGGAUGAGGUGGAGAGCGCAUACUCUGAUCUCCUGCUGCAUAACAGAGUCCGGUGGCUGUCCAGAGGAGAGGUGCUGAAACGUUUUGCUGCAUGUCUGGGAGAGGUGAAAACUUUCAUGAGCAGCAAAGGGCUCACCUUUCCUGAGCUGGAACAGCCAGAGUGGCUGGAAAAACUCCACUUCAUGGUGGAAAUGACAGCGAAACUAAACACGCUGAACACAACGCUUCAGGGGAGAGGAGGCACAGCGCUGCACAUGCUGGAGGAGGUGUUGGCGUUUGAGCGCAAACUGACAGUUUUAGCCAGAGAUUUACAGAGAGGCACACUGUCUCACUUCCCCUCUUUAAGGGAGUUCAAACAAGCUCACGGAGUGAUCAAUUCAGAGUAUUUGCAGUCUGCAAUCACCACAAUGCAAGCGUCGUUUGGUAAACGAUUCCGUGAGUUCAGAGAGGAAAAAACCACAUUGUCCUUCCCCGUCACUCCCCUGACCAUUGAUCCAUCCCUGCUAAACGUGAAUGCAUUUGCAGGUGUAAGUCAACCUGCUCUGGAGCUGGAGCUGGCUGACAUAGCUGACAAAGACAUUUGGGUGUCCAAAUUCAAACGCUUGACAGAGGACCUUGAAGAUGUUGCCCGUCAGAAGGCCACUCUUGCUCAGAAUCACAAAUGGAGUGAUAUUGAGAACCUCCCGAGACCGGACAAACUCAUAUUUGAAACAUGGAAUGCCAUCCCCGACACCUACACGAACAUGAAGAAAUAUGCCUUUGGAGUCCUGUCGAUCUUCGGAUCCACAUAUGUAUGUGAGCAGCUAUUCUCCACCAUGAACUGCAUUAAAAACAAACACCGCUUACGGCUCACAGAUGACAGCUUACAGUCCUGCGUAAAGAUGAAAGUGACUUCGUACAGCCCCGAUUUGCAGAAGCUGUGCGCAGAGGUUCAGGAGCAGAAGUCCCAUUAACCAGGUCAAGGCUCCGCUGCAUACUUUGAAAGCCCAAGGCGAUAUAAGGAUGACGGCUCACGGAUUUUUCCCUUUUGUUUGCUGCAUGCACAAUUUAAAUUCAGCUUUUUAAUUUAUUCGAAAGAGACAUUCAGACAUUAUUAUUUUUUCAAGAAUUCAAAAUGUGUUCAUUACAUCGGUAAAAUUUAAUUUUCUCCGUAGCACUUCAUAAGACAUAACCACACUAUAGUUGUUUAUACAAAGUGUAAAGGUAAGAAAAAGCAAUAUAUACAGUGUUAUCUUCAUUUUAGAUAAGAUAAAUGGAUAUAAGGAUGACGCCUCAUGGCAUUUUUCUGCUUUCGUU